ACAUGUUAAUCAGAGCCCCAUCUCUUCCCAUCUACUGAGAUCCCAUCUACACGAGCCUAGCCAUGUCUUCCUCCUCCUCCUCCGGCGCUUCCCAGCCUACCCUCAAUGGGCAGGUCACCGAGAAGCUAACACGCACGAACUAUGUGCUCUGGCGCACGCAGGUCACUCCCCAUCUGCGCGGCGCCGGUGUCUUCGGCUACAUCGACGGCACCACAUCGGAGCCGGCCAGGCUUCCUGUCACCAAGGACAAGGAUGGCAAAGAAAGCGCUGAGCCCAACACUCUCCACCCAAUCUGGGUCUGGGAGGAUCAACAGGUGUUGGGCUACUUGCUCAGCACCCUCUCCAAGGAGGUACUCAUCGCGGUGACCACGGUCACCACAGCGCACGCGCUCUGGACAGCAUUGGCAGGUAUGUUUUCCUCGCAGUCCAUGAGCCGUGUGAACAACAUCAGGACGGCGCUCAUCAACGCGCAGAAGGGCAAGCAGACGGUUGUCGCCUACUUCGCCUCUCUCCGUGGCCUCACCGACGAGCUUGCCGCUGCGGGGAAGGCCAUCCAAGACGACGAGCUCAUCUCCUACAUCAUCCACGGCCUCGACGUCGACUACCAGCCCCUCGUUCUGCCCUCGACGCACGCGUCACGCCGGUCUCCCUCGACGAGCUCUACGCCAUGCUCAGCAACUUCGACCAGCGCAUGGCCCAGUUCAAUCACUCGGGCGGCGGUGGCUUCCGCUCCUCUGCCAACGCCGCGGUGCGUGUCCGUGGUGGUGGAUCACGUGGACGUGGCUCCUCUCGCGCCAAGGGGCGAUCUGGAGGACACGGUGGUGGCAGCAACAGCGGCGGCGGCAACGACCGCUCUGGUGCAUCCCACAGUCGUCGUGGCGGCGGUCCAACUCGGGCCCGACCAGAGAUGCCUCGCUGCCAAAUUUGUGGUAAGCCAGUGCACACCGCGAAGGAUUGCUGGUACCAUUAUGAUGAAGAUGACGAUGACUCCCAAGAUGAAGAAAAGGUGGCUGCCGCAGCUGAUGGAUCCUACGGCAUCGACACAAAUUGGUACGUUGAUAGCAGCGCCACCAAUCAGAUCACCAAUGAGCUUGAGAAGGUCACGAUGAAAGAAAAGUACCGUGGCAAAGAUUACAUCCACACGGCAAGUGGAGAAGGCCACGAAGAAGGUUCUCUAUCGAGGUAGAUGUGUUCGAGGGCUUUACCUGUUGAUCCCGGAGCUUAGGAGACUCAAUAAACAAGUCAAUGGUGUUGUCAAAGUCUCGUCAACACGGUGGCACGAUCUAUUAGGGCAUGAUGCUUUUUCUUUAGUUGAAAGAUUGCUUAGGACAAAUAAACUCCCAUUUGUUGGUGAGCGAAAUGUUGAAACUAUUUGUGAUUCCUGUCA
Messenger RNA from Triticum aestivum (bread wheat), 1387 nucleotides. RefSeq lists its product as uncharacterized. The transcript is spliced from 2 exons. Bases 63 to 1109 code for a protein of 348 amino acids. NCBI's taxonomy places the organism in Eukaryota, Viridiplantae, Streptophyta, Magnoliopsida, Poales, Poaceae. The record is from RefSeq and is a predicted model, not a curated record.